GUUACGCACAGCCCUUCUGCAAUUGAAACGUGCGUGGAGCAACCUUCUCGCAGCAUAUCCAACAGACUGGAAUUCUUCAUAUGCUAAAGAUAAUUUUUAUUUGAAACAUCAACGCUAUAUUAUAAUUUUUACCUUGGAACUUUGAUCAGGCAUCAUGUCUAUAGUCAGUGCCUUGCCUUUCUUGAAAUCUGGUCUCCAAAUGCGCCUUACAAUGGGCCAAAUGUCACCAGUUCCCGGGCGCCGCCACACACUUCCUGCUAGUGAGUUCCGAUGCCUCAGCCCGGAGGACGCAAUCAGCGUGUUUGAGAUCGAGAGAGAGGCCUUCAUCUCCGUGUCCGGAGAGUGUCCGCUCCACUUAGAGGAAGUGCGUCACUUUCUGACACUGUGUCCGGAGCUGUCCCUGGGCUGGUUCGAGGGCGGACGCCUGGUCGCCUUCAUCAUCGGAUCACUGUGGGACCAGGAGAAGCUGUCCUUGGACGCUCUCACCCUCCACAAGCCCCAGGGCUCCACGGUCCACAUCCACGUGCUGGCCGUCCACCGCAGUGACCGACAGCAGGGCAAGGGCUCCAUCCUGAUGUGGCGCUAUCUGCAGUACCUGCGCUGUCUGCCCUACGUGCACCGCGCCGUGCUCAUGUGUGAGGACUUCCUGGUCCCUUUCUACCAGAGGUCGGGUUUCAAGGUGCAGGGCCCCAGCGACGUCACCGUGGGCCUCCUGACCUUCAUCGAAAUGAUGCACCCAGUCUGGGGCCACGCUUACAUGCGCCGCAACAGUGGUGUUUGACGGGGCCCGAAGCAACACUGGGCCCCUUUCUGAUGCGAUUCUAUGGAUAGCGUUCUCCGGCUGGAUUGUGACACGAGGCUGCUCGCUGUCACCUCGUCCAGGUGGCUGUUGUUCAAAGCGUCUGGGAACGAGACUGAGCUGGUUGUGUGGUACAUGUGGGCUGGAACAGCGGUGGCUAAGCGCCUGUCUGUGCUCACUGGUUGGUGAUGGGUCAAGUUAUAUGUGCCCUGCUGGUGUGUGGAAGAGAAGGCAGUUGUUUUAUUAGACACUACAGCUGUCUCUGUUACCUACCACCAUUAUUUUGUAUCUUGUAAAAAAAAUGUAUAUCCUGUUUGUUUUAAAGUUGUAUUUUGUGUUUGGGAAUGCGGUCAAUUUUUCAAUUCAAAUUAAGCCUAAGAUGUUCAUAAACAAACUGCAUCUUUAAAUACUGUGCAACUAACAGAAACUAAAAUAUGCCUAGGUUGAAGGACGGUUAGCCAGCAACCGAUCUGUCUUUAUGAUAUGUACUGUAUAUCCAAUGCAAUCAUUCUUUACAUUUUUUUUAACUGUGGUUUGUUAGCCAAGCAACCAGGAAGGACACUUGUGAUCUUCAUCUGAAUGCCUGAAAUCCAGUUAAAUAUCACCUCCUGGGAAAACUUAGUUUUCCUUUCUUUUUUUAUCUUUUUGUAAUUUUCUUUAAAAGUCUGGGACACCGGAAGGAGCUUGAUGGUAAAUACAUAUGAUGCAGUAAUACCUGAAGUCAGCUUGAAUGUUUUUUUUUUUUCAUACAAAUAAUGGAAUAAAAUAACAUACAGUAGGCCGGGUUAGAAGCAAAUCAGGUUUUUGAUCCUGAAUCCUUCGGAGCUGUAACAUUUUAACUGCUAAUGUGUUCAAAUACAUAAUCAGACAGUUUUUUUUUUUUUAUCUUCAAGGGAUUAACAUAAUAAUCAACCACUUGCCAUUGCCAACCAUUGUAAUCAGUGUGGCCCACUAUAUUCACUAAACAGCAUUACCAGCAGUCUGUCUUGUGGGUGUUAGAAGUAAUGACAUGUUUACAAGAUUCCAUGUCCCAUUAAGUUCUGAAUGAUAUACGUAUAUCUGACACAAUAUUUGAUAUACUUGAUAGCAUUUUGAUAUUUUGAUGUUUCAAACAGAACAAUGUUCCCCAAUCUCCCCAGGUCUUGAAUCAAGGUUAAUGAUUUUUGUUACAUUUUUCAAUCUGAAAAUAAACUCUUUUUCAAACA
Molecule: messenger RNA, 2004 nt
Organism: Esox lucius (northern pike)
Lineage: Eukaryota; Metazoa; Chordata; Actinopteri; Esociformes; Esocidae
Gene: aanat1
Product: arylalkylamine N-acetyltransferase 1
Biological process (GO): circadian rhythm; response to light stimulus
Cellular component (GO): cytoplasm
Molecular function (GO): aralkylamine N-acetyltransferase activity
Source: RefSeq, marked provisional